This is a messenger RNA of Owenia fusiformis, 1389 nucleotides long. The record is from the annotation of a GenBank genome assembly. NCBI's taxonomy places the organism in Eukaryota, Metazoa, Annelida, Polychaeta, Sabellida, Oweniidae.
GUGUGUGUAUGAACACAAGAUAACUGUUCAAUCAAUACGAAAGGGAACAUUGAAUCUUAAGAUAGUUAGGUAAUCGUUACAUUUUCACAAUAGUAAUUCAAACGAAACAAAGAUGGGUCAGAUUAAUUCGAAAACUGUGGAUUAUGUUAUACAUGUGACGACUGGUGACAAAAAAGGAGCUGGUACUGAUGGAAAUAUAUUCGUGUCGUUAAUUGACGAAGCUGGUGCGAGGACACGAAAUUUGAGACUCGACACGUUGUGGAAGGAUGACUUUGAGGCAGGAAAUACUGAUAGUUUUCCAAUGAGAGACUGUCCAGAUUUCAAACAUAUCGCAAAGUUGGAUAUUUGGAGGGAUAACACCAGAGCUUAUGAUAAUUGGUAUGUCGAUAACGUUGUGGUUGAACGCUGCGAGGAUAAAGACAAGAGCAUAUUCCCGAUACAUCGUUGGAUUCCAGCAAAGUGUCGAAUUCAGCUUCAGGAAUUUGACUGCGUUUUGCCGCAAUAUGAUAACAAUAUUGAACAACGAAAGAAGGAACUGGUAAAAAAGAAAGAAAUAUACAAACUUAAGGUUCAACACGAUGGUCUCACUGCCCAGAUCUCAGAGAUGCCAGCCGAUGAAUCCUUCUCAUUUGAGUACAGGUGGGAUUUAAAAAAGGCAAAGAUAAAGCUUGGUCUGUCGGCUAAAUUCAUGGCAUCGGUGACUGGCAGGUUUAAAACCCUGGACAGUCUUGAAAAAAUAUAUGGUUCGACAUUUGAAGCACCUUAUGGUUUGGAAAAUUGGAGAAAAGACGUCGAGUUCGGAUCACAAAGACUGACUGGCUGUAAUCCAAUGUCAAUAUGCUUGUGUCAAAGUAUCCCUGAAAAUUUUCCAGUUACACCCGAAAUGGUUGAUCAGUUCCUCGAGGGACAAACCCUAAAGGACUGCCUAGACAAUAAGAGGAUCUACAUUGUGGACUUCAAGAUGUUGGAGGGUGUUGAAUGUAAAGACAAAAACACAUUGUGUGCACCUCUUGGUUUAUUCUACGUGAACAAGAUCCGGAAGUUGAUGCCUAUCGCAAUUCAACUUAAUCAGACUCCCUCUGAUACUAACCCCAUAUUCUUGCCAUCUGACCCCGAAUACACAUGGAUGUUGGCCAAGAUGUGGUUCAACAACUCUGACGCAUUUAAGGAACUAGUUUGUUGCUGUGGUAACCAAUCGUCAACUAUCUCCGUCACAUCCGCUGUUCCGUUUACUGGCUCCACACUUUCUUUAUCUGAUUGCAAUGCCUUGACAAAAUGGAGGCUGGACCGGGAAGGAACCUUACCGAAUGAUCUAAAGAAUAGAGGAGUAGAUGAUGCAGAUGCGUUGCCUAACUACCACUACAGGGAUGAUGCUCUUCUCAUUUAUGG